AAGAUUACCCACUGGUACUUACUAGACUUCAAUUCAAUACUUACCAUUACGCAGUCUUGCCAUAGUCGCUCAUACUGCCUUGAUACAGUCUAAUCGGAUGACAGUGCGAACCGUCACCGUCAGCACCCUCAAGACAUUGAAAAAUUCAGUUAUCGGUAAUCCCGCAGCCAAGUUAGACCUUGCUCAGGAUACAGCGUUCAUUCAUUUGCUUGUCAACUGCCUCAAGCACCCUCCAACGUCCUAUGCUGAUACGCGAGGGUCUCAUGAUGACAUUCGUAUCGAAGCUGCCCAUGUAAUCGCGUCCAUCUCCUAUGGUUCGGAGAUCGCUCUAGUUAGCCUACUCCACGCAAAUGCUCUUCAUGCCUUCCUCUUUGCACUCUCAAAUCUGAGACCCGACGAUGCUGUGCAACUAAAACCUGCGUUAGCCCGGGGUUUGCGAGUGUUGUCCACGGCCAUUGCUGAAGUCGUUGGUCCAUCCCAACUUGGUCUUCGAACGUGGAGCCCCGAUCUGCGCAGUGAAGCCAAGGCAGCCCUGAGUUAUCUCUUCGAGUUUGAUUGUUUGAAUAUAUUUCUCCCGCUCCUGGCCGACCCCUCAUCACAAACAAACAUCGCUAUCGCACAAUUUAUCAGUACAACCGUCCGCUCUGAAGCUCACCGGAACGUUGUCGUAGAAUGGCUACCUCCUGCUGAACGCUCCAAAGAGAGUAAGGGCAGACGCGGCUGGGAAAAAAAAGAAUUGGUAACUUCCAGUUCACCAGCUAGACGAGGUGGAUGGGUAGUGCGACUUCUGGUCAACUUCCUUCAAAAGAAGGACAUAAAGUUACAAGAAGCUGCGCUUGGCGCAAUAUCAUCCUUAGCGAUGGAAAACACUGUAGUGGCAACCACGCUCACAAGGGCCUGGCCUGACGCAGUCGACACCCCCUUGAACAUUAUAUUAAAUUUGAUGAAAAGUAGAUCGACUGAUGUGCAACUUGCUGCAUCUCUGUGUGCUGCCCACGUCCUUCGAGCCACUGCAAGUCACCAUCCAGGAUCAAUAGAUUACUCUGCCGCUCUGAACGUGAUCCAUGUGGUUAACCGUGUGCUCUCUUGUCCAUCCGAAACUGCACAGAACAAGAUUAAAACAUGCUAUACUCUCUAUCAUUUGGUGAAAGACGAUCAAGAUCUGUGUCGAGAAGUAUAUGAACGUGGAACAUUGGAAAAGGUAGUUCUAUUGGCCAAGCACAUCACCCCGCCCAAAAAGACGUCAGAAUGGGAAGAAGACGAGCCCGAGAGCACUCUUGCCCUCAGAGAAGCGACGUUGACCGUGAUUGCCGCGAUUUCGCUCUUCGACAAUAACAUUCGCCGGGAAGUUGCAGAUGAUCUCCAGCUCGUCCCCACGAUACAAGCGUCCUUGUCACACAAGAACGUUGGUAUUCGCCACGCAGCAUGCACGUGCCUACGUGCGCUCAGUCGCGCGGUGUCUAUCAUGCGCACGAAUAUCAUGGACAGUGCUGUAGGAAUGGAGAUCUUUGCAAUUUUUAUGAAGGAGGACGAGGAUCCAAGAGUGACGUAUGCGGCUUUGAAUGCUAUUUGCAACUUGGUGAUCAAUUGCUCGCCGCUAAAGCCGAAACUAUUGGACCAAGGGCUCCUUCCGCGGCUGAUGCAACUUUUUUCUUCUGACGACCUCAACAUGAGGGUCAGUAUUUUGUGGACAAUGCGGAAUACCCUCGACAAAAGUAAUCUCGGCAUAAAGCAGACUGUGAUGACACAUCUAGGCUGGCCCCGGCUCGUCACGCUGUACAACGAUUCCAGUCCCGAAAUUCAAGAACAAGUCAUGGCUAUUCUCUGUAACCUUGCAGACGAAGAAGGAGUGGACUACGUAUUUGAAUCUAUCGAUACGGAGACUCUCGCCAACUGUAUCACUUUCGGUCUAGAAAGCUCCAAUGAGCAUGUCACCCGUCAUACUGCUUGUUUUGCGGCGAACAUCGCAAACGGGUCGCGAGAACAACAAGACUCCGUCUUCGCGCACGCACACGUUAUCCACGCCAUGCACGAUUGCAUGACCGACGCCAAAUCCGACACGCGCCGUCCCCUGGUCUCCUGCAUCUUCUCUCUCGUCCAGUCCAACAUGCGCUGGAAGCACGAACUCACCGAAGCAGGGAUCAUCUCGACGCUGCGGCACAUAUGCGAGUGGACGGCGGGCGUCAGCGUGAGUAUGAGCCCUGGGGGACGCCACCCUCGGAUACACACGAAUGACGACAAGGAGGCGGCGAGAUUAGCGCGGGGGGUCUUGGAUCUAUUAGAGCAUAGUAAUAUUGGAGAUCUACUGUAGCAGAUGCGUAAUUUACAAUGAUGCAGCUUCUGGCAUGUUAUCUGCAACUCUUGC
Suillus paluster is the source of this 2365-nucleotide messenger RNA. RefSeq names its product ARM repeat-containing protein. Gene Ontology annotation, molecular function: protein binding. Lineage: Eukaryota; Fungi; Basidiomycota; Agaricomycetes; Boletales; Suillaceae. Gene Ontology annotation, biological process: proteasome-mediated ubiquitin-dependent protein catabolic process. The transcript has 12 exons. The record is from RefSeq and is a predicted model, not a curated record. Bases 98 to 2311 code for a protein of 737 amino acids. Gene Ontology annotation, cellular component: GID complex.